Molecule: messenger RNA, 1066 nt
Organism: Pistacia vera
Lineage: Eukaryota; Viridiplantae; Streptophyta; Magnoliopsida; Sapindales; Anacardiaceae
Product: aquaporin SIP1-1-like
Exons: 2
Coding region: 117-839 (240 amino acids)
Biological process (GO): transmembrane transport
Cellular component (GO): membrane
Molecular function (GO): water channel activity
Source: RefSeq, a predicted model, not a curated record
UAUCUUUCCUUUUGUCUUUUCUCUUAUAAAACUAAAUUCCCUAACGCCAUUCUUUGCUUUCUUCUCACUUUUAACACUAUCAGCUGCUUGCUCAGAGAAACCAACAAAAAUUAGAGAUGGGUGUGAUAAAGGCAGCCAUAGGAGAUGCAAUUUUGACAUCUUUGUGGGUGUUUAGCCUCCCGCUUUUGGGAGUUUUUACACGCAUAAUAUCAACUUUUCUUGACGUUCAAACCUUGCUACCAGUAACUCUAUUCAUCAGCAUAAAUUUGGCAACACUUUUGGUACUACUAAUCAGCUUGAUAGGCAGUGCCCUUGGUGGUGCCAGCUUCAAUCCCUCCACUACUGUCUCCUUGUUCGCCGCUGGCCUUAAACCGGAUGCCUCCCUCUUCUCCAUGGCUGUUCGGUUUCCUGCUCAAGCUGCCGGUGGAGUUGCAGGUGCCAUGGCGAUUAUGCAGGUAAUUCCAACAGAAUACAAGCAUAUGCUGAAAGGGCCGUAUUUGAAAGUGGAGUUGCAUAGUGGAGCCAUAGCUGAGGGAGUGUUGACCUUUGUGCUUUCUUUUGCUUUGCUUGUUAUUAUGGGGAAGGGUCCUAAAAAUUUAAUUUUGAAGAUUUGGCUGCUUGCCAUGGCAACUGUUGGAUUAGUUUUUGCAGGUUCAAGUUACACUGGACCUUCCAUGAAUCCUGCAAAUGCUUUUGGAUGGGCAUUUGUGAACAAUAGGCACAACAAUUGGGAGUUGUUUUAUGUUUAUUGGAUUUCUCCAUUUAUUGGGGCAAUUUUGGCUGCUUGGUUUUUCAAAUUUCUUUUUCCUGCGAAAACCAAUAAAGAGAAAAAAGCCUAAGAAAUUUAAUGUCUUGUUUGAUUCCACUUUCUUCUCUUGAAUAAUGAUUCUAUGUGAGCAAAUAUUUAUAUCACAUUCAGAAAUGAAAUUGAACGGAUGAUGAGAAUUGAUUGGUACUUCGAUAGUUAGAUUUCAAAGGAAUGAAUAGAGUUUACCUUAUCUUUCAUGAUAUCUGUUAAGUGUCAUACAGCUUACUUGUAAGUCAAUAAUACCUUUCUAUAUAUUAU